Molecule: messenger RNA, 431 nt
Organism: Prorocentrum cordatum
Lineage: Eukaryota; Dinophyceae; Prorocentrales; Prorocentraceae
Source: the annotation of a GenBank genome assembly
CUUCUGGAGAGCGAGCCGCGCAGCCUGCCGCGCUGGCGACCCGGGGAAGCCGCCGCGUUUGGUCGCCACGUGCCCUCGUGCGCAAACCCCCUCCUCCUCUCCCGUCGAUCAGGUGAGGGCUCCAGGGCGGACGGCGCUGCCAACGAGGAGUACCUGAACCACGCAGAGGCUCAGGACGUCUGGGCCGGUCGGAGCGGACCCAUCAUCGUGAAGUAUGAUAUCCAGAACGACGCCGAGGGGGACAAGGACGGCGCGGCGUUCGUGCUCCAGGGCUCGCCGGAGGGCGCGGGGGGUGACGGGCUGACCGUCUGGGCUCCGGGGGGGGCGUCCCAGAAGGAGGAGCAACUCCUCAUCCUCCAGUAAUGGGACAAAGGUCGAAUCUUCGUGUUCGACCCCGUGUUUCCCCCCCCAGAUUCAAAGUUGGUUCGGGC